This is a messenger RNA of Paramecium tetraurelia, 339 nucleotides long. RefSeq lists its product as uncharacterized. The transcript is spliced from 4 exons. The record is from RefSeq and is a predicted model, not a curated record. NCBI's taxonomy places the organism in Eukaryota, Ciliophora, Oligohymenophorea, Peniculida, Parameciidae.
AUGGGAAAAAUUAUAAUCGAAUACCUUGAAGGCAAGAAAAUUUAUGCUUGCAAGAACUGCAAUGUUCAUCUUUCCAACCAAGACUACUUGACUUCUAAACAAUUCACAGGAAAGUCUGGAACCGCAUUUCUCUUCGAAAAAGGUGUGAACUAUCUGACAGGCAUACCAGAAGAUAAAAGACUAAGAACUGGAUUACAUACCACUCAAGACAUCAUGUGCAUCAAAUGUCAAACAUAUCUCGGAUGGAAAUAUCUUCAUGCUUAUGAGUAAUCUGAGAAGUACAAGGAAGGCAAAAUCAUUUUAGAAAAACUGUUCUUGACCAAAAUCAAGUGGAAUUGA